Molecule: messenger RNA, 435 nt
Organism: Cyphomyrmex costatus
Lineage: Eukaryota; Metazoa; Arthropoda; Insecta; Hymenoptera; Formicidae
Exons: 2
Coding region: 1-435 (144 amino acids)
Source: RefSeq, a predicted model, not a curated record
AUGCAUCGCACCGAGUUCGUUACGCCAUGGAUUCGUAUGCGGAGGCAGGAAGUUAGCAUACGUACCGAGAUGAAACGUUUAAAAGUCGUAGAACCGACGACUGAGCGACACUCGACGACAUAUUUUGGUAAUCGCAAGCGGGAGAAGAGAAUUGCUGACACAAGAUUGGCGUACGAUCGUUUGCAUGACGUAACUCCCUUCGAUCCGAGUAAACCACGAUGCGAUCGCACGAAGCCGCGUCUCAUUUGGGCGGAGAUACACGAGGAGAACAAACGUCACGUCGUGCCAAUGACUGCUAAUCACUGGUACGGUCGACCGAUUAGAGUCCAAAUCGAUUAUCCUGACAUGAGAUUUGCUCGAUCGAGCAAAACCAGAGAUUUCUACAGACGGAAUCUCAUCUUGAUCCUUGAUGGAGCAGAACGUGAAACUUUCUAA